AUGGCUUCUGCUGAGAAGGUCACCGUCGACAGAGCUUAUUUCGAUGCCUUGCUGCGCAGGGCCGAUUUUCACACCAAUGCACAGAUUUAUGGCUGUUCUGACCCUGUGAACGUCUCAAUCUCCAAAGACGAAUACGACAGCCUUCUACGCACGUCGCGCGAGUUCGAAGCACUGAAAAGUGCUUUGUUUCAAGGCGGCAUCACUCCAGAAACACUUCAGCUGCUCAUCUCCAACUCAGCCAAUGGCGAACAUCGCAAGGACUCCGGCGUACCAGCAGACUCUUGGGCGGACGACUACGACCACGCUUAUGCCGGCGGACAGCAGCAAGGUAUCCCUGGUCAUUACCAUGAUGUCUCCUGGAGACAGGCUCAUGAUUCAACCCCAGGGUUCAACCUUGCACCAGGGACUGGACCAUACGGCAACGGCAACGGACCUCAGUACCACCAACAAGGCAACUUGAAAGUUCCUGCAUUCUCUCGACAGAUUGAUUUUGGUGCUCCUCCUUCUUCGGUACCUGAUGAUGCUGCUUUCGAUGACAACGCUAGUCUUCCGGACGAAGCCACUCAGCUACAAAACGACUAUGACACCGUCCAACCCACUCAAGAACGACGAACACUUUACUUCGCGGGUCUUUCGGAGCGUACCACCUACAAGGAGUUACUGUCGGUGGUCAAAGGUGGUAAGCUACUGAGCGUCAAUCUUGGGCCCAACAGAAGUGGUACUGUCACUUACUCGAACGGCGCAAGCGAUUUUCUUGCUUGGGCCAAGCGGAACGACGUCUAUAUUCACAACAAGCGUGUUGAGGUUCGCUGGGCUGACCGUCAAUAUCGACUGAACGGGCACAUCGCGAACAAGCUUGGCAAUGGUGCCACGCGCAACAUCCUAAUCCGCAAUGCAGUUUCCAUUGGCCUAGACAAGACGACAAUCAGGCUGGACAUGGAGCACAUCCACAACCUGGUGAUCGUCGACGUCAACUUCCGCAAUGGCGACGCUUACGUCUCUACGAACUCGGUGCACAACGCACUUUUCGCAAGAACUUGUAUGAUGAGCCGUACCACUUAUAAAGGCUGCAAGAUCGAGUUUUACCGCGACGAGUGUGAUGUGCCAUUACCGUUGUCUUUGCACAAAGCCCGCGCAGCACCACGCGAGCCCGUACAGAAGAAGAAAGCACCUAUCAUGAAUCGCUUUGACCUGCUGAACUUGGACGACAAUGAGCGCAGCAGUGACGAGGAGAACAGACCCCCAAUGGAUGGUUCGAGUGAGGAUGACGAGACUGCUGAUAUGACGUCCAACCUUGGUGUCAGUCUCAAGUUCCUCGAUACUGAGAGCUCGGCUUGA
This is a messenger RNA of Recurvomyces mirabilis, 1338 nucleotides long. RefSeq lists its product as uncharacterized. Bases 1 to 1338 code for a protein of 445 amino acids. The record is from RefSeq and is a predicted model, not a curated record. Lineage: Eukaryota; Fungi; Ascomycota; Dothideomycetes; Mycosphaerellales; Teratosphaeriaceae. Gene Ontology annotation, biological process: mRNA splicing, via spliceosome. Gene Ontology annotation, molecular function: mRNA binding. Gene Ontology annotation, cellular component: cytoplasmic stress granule. The transcript is spliced from 5 exons.